Messenger RNA from Chinchilla lanigera (long-tailed chinchilla), 5901 nucleotides. RefSeq names its product myosin-8. The record is from RefSeq and is a predicted model, not a curated record. NCBI's taxonomy places the organism in Eukaryota, Metazoa, Chordata, Mammalia, Rodentia, Chinchillidae. Gene Ontology annotation, cellular component: myosin complex. Gene Ontology annotation, molecular function: ATP binding; cytoskeletal motor activity; actin filament binding.
AAAUAAACAGCAGCCAUGAGCUCUAGUUCAGACGCUGAGAUGGCUAUUUAUGGGGAAGCUGCUCCCUACCUUCGAAAAUCAGAAAAGGAGCGGAUUGAGGCCCAAAACAAGCCAUUUGAUGCUAAAACGUCUGUCUUUGUGGCGGAGCCCAAGGAAUCCUACGUGAAGAGCACCAUCCAAAGCAAGGAAGGGGGCAAAGUAACCGUGAAGACUGAAGGCGGAACAACUCUUACUGUCAGGGAAGAUCAAGUCUUCCCUAUGAACCCUCCAAAAUAUGACAAGAUUGAGGACAUGGCCAUGAUGACCCAUCUGCACGAGCCUGGAGUACUAUACAAUCUCAAAGAGCGCUAUGCAGCCUGGAUGAUCUACACCUACUCGGGCCUCUUCUGUGUCACCGUCAACCCCUACAAGUGGCUGCCGGUGUACAACCCCGAGGUGGUGACGGCCUACAGAGGCAAAAAGCGCCAGGAGGCCCCGCCCCACAUCUUCUCCAUCUCGGACAACGCCUAUCAGUUCAUGCUGACCGAUCGUGAGAACCAGUCCAUCCUGAUCACUGGAGAAUCUGGUGCAGGGAAGACUGUGAACACGAAGCGUGUCAUCCAGUACUUUGCAACAAUUGCAGUUACUGGGGACAAGAAGAAGGAGGAACCUGGCAAAAUGCAGGGGACACUUGAAGAUCAAAUCAUCAGCGCCAACCCCCUACUGGAGGCCUUUGGCAACGCCAAGACCGUGAGGAACGACAACUCCUCCCGCUUUGGUAAAUUCAUUAGAAUCCAUUUUGGUACUACAGGAAAGCUGGCAUCUGCUGAUAUCGAAACCUAUCUUCUAGAAAAGUCUAGAGUCACUUUCCAGCUAAAGGCGGAAAGAAGCUACCAUAUUUUUUAUCAGAUCACUUCCAAUAAGAAGCCAGAUCUAAUUGAAAUGCUUCUGAUCACCACCAACCCAUACGACUAUGCCUUCAUCAGUCAAGGAGAGAUCACAGUCCCCAGCAUUGAUGACCAAGAAGAGCUGAUGGCCACUGAUAGUGCCAUUGACAUCCUGGGCUUCUCUCCUGAGGAGAAAGUGUCCAUCUAUAAACUCACAGGGGCUGUGAUGCAUUACGGGAAUAUGAAGUUUAAGCAAAAACAGCGUGAGGAGCAAGCUGAGCCAGAUGGCACGGAAGUUGCUGACAAAGCGGCCUAUCUCCAGAGUUUGAACUCUGCUGACCUGCUCAAAGCCCUGUGCUACCCCAGAGUCAAGGUCGGCAAUGAGUAUGUCACCAAAGGCCAGACCGUGCAACAGAGAAAUACUAUCUUUGUGAAGGUGUACAAUGCAGUGGGUGCUCUGGCCAAGGCUGUCUACGAGAAGAUGUUCCUGUGGAUGGUCACCCGCAUCAACCAGCAGCUGGACACCAAGCAGCCCAGGCAGUACUUCAUUGGAGUCUUGGACAUUGCUGGCUUUGAGAUCUUUGAUUUCAACAGCCUGGAGCAGCUGUGCAUCAACUUCACCAAUGAGAAGCUGCAACAGUUUUUCAACCACCACAUGUUCGUGCUGGAGCAGGAGGAGUACAAGAAGGAAGGCAUCGAGUGGACGUUCAUCGACUUCGGGAUGGACCUGGCCGCCUGCAUCGAGCUCAUCGAGAAGCCACUGGGCAUCUUCUCCAUCCUGGAGGAGGAGUGCAUGUUCCCCAAGGCAACAGACACCUCCUUCAAGAACAAGCUGUAUGACCAGCACCUGGGCAAGUCCAACAACUUCCAGAAGCCCAAGCCCGCCAAAGGCAAGGCUGAGGCCCACUUCUCGCUGGUGCACUAUGCCGGCACCGUGGACUACAAUAUUGCCGGCUGGCUGGAUAAGAACAAGGACCCUCUGAAUGACACUGUGGUUGGAUUAUACCAGAAGUCAGCAAUGAAGACUCUGGCCAGUCUGUUUUCCACUUAUGCUACUGCUGAAGCAGAUAGCGGUGCAAAGAAAGGUGCUAAGAAGAAGGGUUCUUCAUUCCAGACUGUGUCAGCCCUUUUCAGGGAAAAUUUAAAUAAACUAAUGACCAACCUGAGGAGCACACAUCCCCACUUUGUACGGUGUAUCAUUCCCAAUGAAACCAAAACUCCUGGUGUCAUGGAGCAUGAACUUGUCCUGCACCAGCUGAGGUGCAACGGUGUGCUGGAAGGAAUCCGCAUCUGCAGGAAAGGGUUCCCAAGCAGAAUCUUAUAUGGGGAUUUUAAGCAGAGAUACAAGGUUUUAAAUGCCAGUGCUAUUCCAGAGGGACAAUUCAUUGACAGCAAGAAGGCUUCUGAGAAACUUCUGGCCUCUAUUGAUAUUGAUCACACUCAAUAUAAAUUUGGACAUACCAAGGUUUUCUUCAAGGCUGGCCUUCUGGGUCUCCUGGAAGAAAUGAGAGAUGAAAAGCUGGCUCAGAUUAUAACAAGAACACAAGCUGUCUGUAGGGGAUUCCUAAUGAGGGUGGAAUAUCAGAAAAUGCUGCAGAGGAGAGAAGCCCUUUUCUGCAUCCAGUACAACGUCCGCGCCUUCAUGAACGUCAAGCACUGGCCCUGGAUGAAACUCUUCUUCAAGAUCAAGCCCCUGCUCAAGAGCGCAGAAACUGAGAAGGAGAUGGCCACCAUAAAGGAAGAGUUCCAGAAAACCAAAGACGAGCUCGCCAAGUCAGAGGCAAAAAGGAAGGAGCUGGAGGAAAAAAUGGUCACUCUCUUGAAAGAGAAAAAUGACCUGCAAAUCCAGGUUCAGUCUGAAGCAGAUAGCUUGGCCGACGCAGAAGAAAGGUGUGAACAACUGAUUAAAAACAAAAUCCAGCUGGAGGCCAAAAUCAAGGAGGUGACUGAGAGAGCUGAGGAUGAGGAAGAGAUCAAUGCUGAGUUGACAGCCAAGAAGAGGAAACUGGAGGAUGAGUGCUCAGAACUGAAGAAAGACAUAGACGACCUUGAGCUGACGCUGGCCAAGGUUGAGAAGGAGAAGCACGCCACAGAGAAGAAGGCCCUCCAAGAGGCCCACCAGCAGACCCUGGAUGACCUGCAGGCAGAGGAGGACAAAGUCAACACUCUGACCAAAGCUAAAACAAAGCUUGAACAGCAAGUGGAUGAUCUCGAAGGGUCUCUGGAGCAAGAAAAGAAACUUCGCAUGGACCUAGAAAGAGCCAAGAGGAAACUGGAAGGUGACCUCAAAUUGGCCCAAGAAUCCACAAUGGAUAUAGAAAAUGACAAACAACAACUUGAUGAAAAGCUUAAAAAGAAAGAAUUCGAAAUCAGCAACUUGAUAAGCAAAAUUGAAGAUGAGCAAGCGGUAGAAAUUCAACUACAGAAGAAGAUCAAAGAGUUGCAGGCCCGCAUCGAGGAACUGGAAGAGGAAAUCGAGGCAGAGCGAGCCUCCCGGGCCAAAGCAGAGAAGCAGCGCUCUGACCUCUCGAGAGAACUGGAGGAGAUCAGUGAGCGCCUGGAAGAAGCCGGCGGGGCCACUUCCGCCCAGAUAGAACUGAACAAAAAGCGGGAGGCGGAGUUUCAGAAGCUGCGCAGGGACCUGGAGGAAGCGACCCUGCAGCACGAGGCCACGGCGGCCACCCUGAGGAAGAAGCACGCGGACAGUGUGGCCGAGCUCGGGGAGCAGAUUGACAACCUGCAGCGGGUCAAGCAGAAGCUGGAGAAAGAGAAGAGCGAGCUGAAGAUGGAGAUUGAUGACCUUAGCAGUAAUGCAGAAGCCAUUUCCAAAGCCAAGGGAAUCCUUGAGAAGAUGUGCCGGACACUAGAAGAUCAAGUGAGUGAACUAAAGGCCAAGGAGGAGGAGCAGCAGCGGAUGAUCAACGAGCUGACAGCACAGAGGGCGCGUCUGCAGACAGAAGCAGGUGAAUAUUCCCGACAAUUAGAUGAGAAAGAUGCUUUAGUUUCUCAGCUUUCAAGGAACAAACAAGCAUCUACCCAACAGAUUGAGGAGCUGAAACGUCAGCUGGAGGAAGAAAAUAAAGCCAAGAAUGCCCUGGCGCAUGCGCUGCAGUCCUCCCGCCACGACUGUGACCUGCUGCGGGAGCAGUAUGAGGAGGAGCAGGAAGCCAAGGCCGAGCUGCAGAGAGCACUCUCCAAGGCCAACAGUGAGGUUGCCCAGUGGAGGACCAAGUAUGAGACGGACGCCAUCCAGCGCACGGAGGAGCUGGAGGAGGCCAAGAAGAAGCUGGCUCAGCGCCUGCAGGAAGCAGAGGAGCAUGUAGAAGCUGUGAAUGCCAAAUGUGCUUCCUUGGAGAAGACAAAGCAGAGGUUACAGAAUGAGGUGGAGGACCUCAUGCUAGAUGUGGAGAGAUCGAAUGCCGCCUGUGCAGCUCUGGAUAAGAAGCAGAGGAACUUUGAUAAGAUCCUAUCAGAGUGGAAACAAAAGUAUGAGGAAACCCAGGCUGAACUUGAGGCCUCCCAGAAGGAGUCCCGCUCUCUCAGUACUGAGCUGUUCAAGGUGAAGAACGCCUAUGAGGAGUCCCUGGAUCAACUUGAAACACUCAAGAGAGAAAAUAAGAACUUGCAGCAGGAGAUUUCAGACCUCACAGAGCAGAUUGCAGAGGGAGGAAAGCAAAUUCACGAACUGGAGAAGAUAAAGAAGCAAGUGGAGCAAGAGAAAUGCGACCUUCAGGCUGCCUUAGAGGAAGCAGAGGCAUCUCUUGAACAUGAAGAAGGAAAGAUUCUACGUAUCCAGCUUGAGUUGAACCAAGUUAAGUCCGAAGUCGAUAGGAAAGUUGCUGAAAAGGAUGAGGAAAUUGACCAGCUGAAGAGAAACCACAUCCGAGUCGUGGAGACGAUGCAGAGCACACUGGAUGCUGAGAUCAGGAGCAGGAACGAUGCUCUAAGAGUCAAGAAGAAGAUGGAAGGAGACCUGAAUGAAAUGGAAAUCCAGCUAAACCACGCCAACCGCUUGGCUGCAGAGAGCUUGCGGAACUACAGGAACACCCAAGGCGUCCUCAAGGACACCCAGCUGCACCUGGAUGAUGCUCUCCGGGGCCAGGAGGACCUGAAGGAGCAGCUGGCGAUCGUGGAGCGCAGAGCCAACCUGCUGCAGGCCGAGGUAGAGGAGCUGCAGGCCACGCUGGAGCAGACGGAGAGGAGCAGGAAGAUUGUAGAGCAGGAGCUCCUGGAUGCCAGUGAGCGUGUGCAGCUCCUCCACACCCAGAACACCAGUCUUAUCAACACCAAGAAGAAACUGGAAAAUGAUGUCUCACAACUCCAUAGUGAAGUAGAAGAAGUAAUUCAAGAAUCACGCAAUGCAGAAGAGAAGGCCAAGAAGGCCAUCACAGAUGCCGCCAUGAUGGCCGAGGAACUGAAGAAGGAGCAGGACACCAGCGCCCACCUGGAGCGGAUGAAGAAGAACCUGGAGCAGACGGUGAAGGACCUGCAGCACCGUCUGGAUGAGGCCGAGCAGCUGGCACUGAAGGGCGGCAAGAAGCAGAUCCAGAAGCUGGAGGCCAGGGUACGUGAACUUGAAGGAGAGGUUGAAAAUGAACAGAAACGCAAUGCUGAGGCAGUUAAAGGGUUACGGAAACAUGAGAGAAGAGUAAAAGAACUCACUUACCAGACUGAGGAAGACCGCAAGAAUGUUCUCAGGCUGCAGGACUUGGUGGAUAAAUUACAGGCAAAGGUGAAAUCAUACAAAAGACAAGCUGAAGAGGCUGAGGAACAAUCCAAUGCUAAUCUAGCGAAAUUCCGCAAGCUCCAACACGAGCUGGAGGAGGCAGAGGAACGGGCUGAUAUCGCUGAAUCUCAGGUCAACAAACUGAGGGUGAAGAGCCGAGAGGUUCACACAAAGAUCAGUGCAGAGUAAAAACACGUGCCCAGUGCUACCAAGUGUCUGAAGAAAUGCACAAAAUGUGCUGGCUUUAGUCACUUGCUUUAUCAUGUCUAUUUUUCUCUUACCUUUAAAUAAAUAAAAAGUACAAUAAAU